Molecule: messenger RNA, 3094 nt
Organism: Salvia hispanica
Lineage: Eukaryota; Viridiplantae; Streptophyta; Magnoliopsida; Lamiales; Lamiaceae
Source: RefSeq, a predicted model, not a curated record
CAUUUAUUCUCAACAAGCCUGAACUGUACAGUUACACAGACGACCAUGGCUGCUUAUGCAGCUCUGACUUCGCUCAUGCAUAUCUUAGAUGAUCUCAAUCAUCAUCCUUCCCCUCCCAUUUCUAUCCACCAACAACAAUUUGAAUCCCUCACUCAAACUGCUACCUCCUUGCAACAAUUUCUUGAAACCUAUAAUUCCCCUGUUGCCCACACAAACGAAGCUGAUCCGUUGGAGAUUCGUAUUGCAGAAGCAGCUUAUGCAGCCCAAGAUGUGAUCGAGUCCCAUAUUGUGGACAUGAUCAAGCUGCGCAAAUCCAGUGGAGCUUAUCAUGGAAGAAUACACUCGAGAGGAGAAACCAGUACUUCUGCUGGCUCCAGCACUCAAAGUAAUCAUGACAGGAAAAUCAGUUACGUUGAUAAUCUUUAUCGAGGUUUGAAGAAAGUUAUAGAAGACAUGGAUUUGGUAAAGAAGGAGGCGAUGGAGAUAUCCGUGUCUGAAGCUCAGCUCCAGAGAAGUGUCUCAACAUCUGGUGGUUCGUCGAGAUCUUCCAUCAUGGUGGGGUUUGGUGAUGCAUCACGUGAAAUCAUGGAUAAGCUCACCAACGGAGUAGACGAUCGCCGGCUCCAAGUCAUCCCUAUUGUAGGCAUGGGAGGGAUUGGUAAGACCACUCUUGCUAAGCAUGUUUAUGCACAUCCUUAUAUUAAGGAGCACUUUGAUAUUUGUGCAUGGGUUACAAUUUCUCAAAAUUUUGACGCAAGAGAAAUUCUUUGUGAGCUGUUUUCUCAAGCAAACAAAAAAAGCAAGGAAGAAAUGAGUGAAAUGAGUGAAGAUGAAGUAGGAUUAGCACUCCACAAAUAUUUAUUCAAUAGAAGGUUUUUAAUUGUUAUUGAUGAUAUGUGGAGUGUCGAUGCAUGGGAUAAGAUGCAAAAUUUCUUUCCUGAUAAUUGGAAUGGUAGUCGCAUAGUGGUGACGACUAGGCAAUCACAGUUGAGUUCUCAAUUGAACAAAAAUUAUUGCCUUCGACUGAAGUUAUUAGAUGAGGUUAGUAGCUGGGAUCUAUUCUCCAACUCUGUGUUUGGGGAGGAAAGUUGUCCACUUGAAUUGAAGAAAAUUGGGAAGAAAAUUGUAGAGAAUUGUAGAGGACUUCCUUUAGCAAUUGUUGUGGUGGGAGGCCUUUUGAAAAAAAUGGAACACACUAAAGAAUGUUGGGAAUCGAUAAGAACAAACUCAAGUUCAGUAGUGAAUUCGGCUGAUGAAGAUUUUUGCUUGAAAAUUCUGAAAAUAAGUUACAAUCAUUUGCCAGUGUAUUUGAAGCCAUGUUUUCUAUACAUGGGAGUGUUUGAUGAAGACCGUGCAGUUCGUGUCUCAACACUCGUCCAGUUGUGGGUUUCGGAAGGGUUUCUAAGACCACAAAGUGGGAAAAGCUUGGAAACGAGCGCAAAAGAGUACUUAAAUGAGCUAGUUGAUAGAAAUCUCAUUCUAGUUCAUGAGUUAGGGUCUACUGGAAAUAUAAAGCGUUGCAAAGUUCAUGAUCUAUUGAGAGACCUUUGUUGCAGAGAAGCUGGGAAAGAGGGCUUUUAUUACGUGACAGGGCAACAUAAGUCUGAGGCCUUAAAUAGGCAACGUUGUGUUGUUAUUCCUGGAGGCACUUCAAAGGACGAGGUUCGUGAUGCCUUACAAUCCAUGCCGCUUGCUCGUACGCUUUUAUGUCAUUGUGAUGAAGUUGUUCUGAUGCCUGAGUCAAGACUGCUGAGGACAUUGAAAGCUUUUGAUACAGAUAGAUGUGGAAGCCACAAUUAUUGGUUUUAUGAUUUGUUCCAGUUUGUAAACUCACGGUAUCUUGCUGUUGGAGUUCAGAGGGCGUCUGAAAUCCCUUCUUCAAUCACUUUUCUCUGGAAUCUACAAACACUUAUUAUUUUUCAUUCUACAAGUGUUGAUGCAUCAUAUAUUUUGGGGAUGACUCAACUUAAGCAUAUUGAGUUCCACAAAGGAGAUAUGUUUAUGAACUAUACUCCUAAUUUUCCCCAGGUCGUCAUGAACAAUCUACAAACGCUCAAAGGAGUUGAUCUGAAAUUUCGUAUUAUUUCUAUCCCCAAUAUAAAGAAAUUGACAGCAUUUAAUAUUGAACUUGGAAAUCUUAGGCAUAUGGUUAAACUCGAGUCCUGUCGGUUUUAUGAACCUCGUUGGAGCUUGGAUACCUUUCCACACAGUCUUAAGAAGUUGAGCUUGGGAUCACACAUCUCCAGUUGGGAAUUGACUGGAAAGAAUCUUGAAAUGAUAGGUGCAUUACCUCUUCUUCAGAAGCUUAAAUUGGAACGAGCUGGUUUCCAAAAUGGCAUGUGGGAAACAAGUGAAGAACAGUUCCCAAGCCUCAAAUACUUGGAACUGAAAUGGUGUCAUUUGGUAUCCUGGAUAACAGAUAGCUCUCACAUUCCAUGCCUUGAGAAACUUCGUCUUUACGCAAUAAAAAAAUUGGAGAUCCCUAGUGAAAUUGGUGAAAUACCAACGAUGCAAUCAAUUCACUUGGAAUAUUGCAGCGAAUCAGUGGUGCAGUCUUCCAAGACAAUAGCAGAGGAGCAAGAUGAAAUACAAGUUCGAGCUGUGCUCUUCAACAACAGCAACAACCAAGCAUUAAGGUGGAGCCUCGCAGGCCCCAACUUUCAAGUUGAGAUAGACUAUUUUUAGUCUGAAACAUGGAGGUAAUGAGGCUGUUACAAUGCAUUUGAUGGUACAUUGGUUUCCUUUUCAGUUUCUAGGUAAACAUAUAUAAACGGAAAAUAUUGGGGUAAUGAGGCUCUGCAGAUGUAAUCUCUCUCUCUCUCUUUGUUCAUGGACUGAUGAGGCCGCUGGCCGCUUAUGUCGGAAGUAGUUCUUGGCCCAUAUUCCUAGACUGAUUUUCGUUGUGUUCUGUUUUGAAAUAUUUUCGUUGCGUUCUAUUUUGAGCGUGGUUUUUCUUUGCAAUUACUGUUUGAGCAUGUUUGCUAGUUCAAUUGGUUUUGUAACUCUUAUUUACCAUAGAGUCCAUUUUGUUGCUACCAGUUGGCUAGUUUAUUUGCUUAAAUUUGUUUCAAAUAAAAAAUUAUUGGUUUGUAUA